Messenger RNA from Delphinapterus leucas (beluga whale), 6246 nucleotides. The record is from RefSeq and is a predicted model, not a curated record. Lineage: Eukaryota; Metazoa; Chordata; Mammalia; Artiodactyla; Monodontidae.
UCCGUCCCCGUCUCCCCCCACCUCUGCGUCCCCUGGACUCUAUCCGGUUUCCCACCUCCUUCCCCUCCUCCCCAUCCUCUGCCCUCAGUCUUCCCUCCCCAGCCCUCCUUUUCCCUCAUCCCUCAGUCUCCCUCUUUCUUAUUUCCCUCCAAAUCCCUUCGUCUUCCCACCCGCCCCGUCCCUCCGCAGACCCCUCGUUUUCCUUCUCCCGAAGUUCCCUCCGUCCCUGGCUUUCCCCCACGCCCUCCCCCGCCCUCGCCCGGCUCCGACGCCCCGCCCGCUGGGCUCCCAGCCUCAGUUUCCUUCCCUUCCCGGCUCCUUCCUCCGCCGGCGGCCCUUCCUCGAGGGCGGAUGUGCGCCGGACGGGCGAAGGCGGUGGCGGCGGGUCGAGAGGAUCCCAGCUCUGCCCCGGAGGCCUCGGGCCACAGCCAUGCGACGCCCGAGACGAGGCCUGGGCUGGCCGCCGGGGCCACAGGAGCUCUGGAGCCCCAGGACAAUGGACACUAUCAAUAGGAACCAAGUGGGCCCUGGAAGCAAGACCCCAGCUAUGGUGCAGAAAGGACCCUUGGACCUGAUCGAAACAGGCAAAGGGCUGAAAGUGCAAACGGACAAACCCCAUCUGGUGAGCCUGGGCAGUGGGCGGCUCAGCACGGCCAUCACUCUUCUGCCGCUGGAGGAAGGGAGGACAGUGAUUGGCUCUGCAGCCAGGGACAUCUCACUGCAGGGUCCAGGCCUGGCUCCAGAGCACUGCUACAUCGAGAACCUGCGGGGCACCCUCACCCUCUACCCCUGCGGCAAUGCCUGCACUAUUGAUGGGCUCCUGGUCCGGCAGCCCACCCGACUCACUCAGGGCUGCAUGUUGUGCCUGGGUCAGUCCACCUUCCUCCGCUUUAACCACCCGGCUGAAGCCAAGUGGAUGAAGAGCAUGAUUCCGGCAGGGGGCCGGGCCCCUGGACCCCCCUACAGUCCUGGCCCGGCAGAAUCACAAAGCUUGGUGAACGGGAACCACACCCCACAGCCUGCAACCCAGGGACCCUCAGCCUGUGGCAGCCACAGUUCCCUGGUGAGCUCUAUUGAGAAGGACCUGCAGGAGAUCAUGGACUCACUGGUGCUCGAGGAGCCUGGAGCUGCUGGCAAGAAGCCUGCCGCCACUUCCCCACUGUCACCGAUGGCCAAUGGUGGCCGCUACCUGCUGUCCCCCCCGACCAGCCCCGGUGCCAUGUCCGUGGGCUCCAGCUAUGAGAACACCUCUCCAGCCUUCUCUCCGCUCUCCUCACCAGCCAGCAGCGGAAGCUGUGCCAGCCACUCCCCCAGUGGGCAGGAACCAGCCCCUUCCAUGCCCCCCCUGGUGCCUGCCCGGUCCUCUAGCUACCAUUUAGCCCUGCAGCCCUCACAGUCCCGACCCAGUGGUGCUCGCCCCUCUGAGAGCCCCCGGCUGGGCAGGAAGGGGGGUCACGAGAGGCCGCCCAGCCCUGGCCUCCGAGGUCUGCGGACAGACAGCCCUGCAGCCACUGUCUUGGCAGUGGCCUGCAGAGCCGCCGAGAGCCCCCGGGUGGGGGGGCAGUUGCCCCUGGUGGCGAUUGGCCUGAGUGAAUACCAGGCUUCCGGUGCCCGUGGCCAACCCACCAGCAUUCCUGGCAGCCCCAAGUUCCAGCCACCAGUCCCUGCUCCUCGAAACAAGAUUGGCACGCUCCAGGACCGCCCUCCCAGCCCUUUCCGGGAGCUGCCGGGCACUGAGCGGGUGUUGACAACCAGCCCCUCACGCCAGCUGGUGGGCCGAACAUUUUCCGAUGGGUCCGCUACCCGCACCCUGCAACCUCCCGAGAGCCCCCGCCUAGGCCGGCGGGGCCUGGACAGUAUGAGAGAACUGCCUCCCUUGAGCCCAUCUCUGUCCCGAAGGGCUCUCUCCCCCAUGCCCGCGCGGACCACCCCCGAUCCCAAACUAAACAGGGAAGUGGCAGAGAGUCCCCGACCCCGGCGCUGGGCAGCCCAUGGGGCUUCACCAGAGGACUUCUCCGUGACACUGGGGGCGCGGGGCCGUAGGACACGGAGCCCCUCACCCACACUAGGGGAGUCCCUGGCACCCCGCAAGGGCAGCUUCAGUGGCAGGCUGAGCCCGGCUUAUAGUCUGGGCUCGUUGACUGGGGCUUCACCCCACCAGAGCCCCCGUGCCCAGAGGAAGCUCUCCAGCGGGGACUUGCGGGUGCCUGUCACUCGGGAGCGGAAAAAUAGCAUCACAGAGAUCAGUGACAACGAGGAUGACCUCCUGGAGUACCACCGGCGGCAGCGCCAAGAGCGGCUUCGGGAGCAGGAGAUGGAGAGGCUGGAACGCCAGCGCCUGGAGACCAUCCUGAACUUAUGCGCCGAGUACAGCCGGGCCGACGGGGGACCUGAGGCCGGGGAGCUGCCCAGCAUCGGGGAGGCCGCCGCAGCCUUGGCUCUGGCCGGCCGGAGGCCCUCACGAGGCCUUGCGGGGGGCACUGGGGCCUCUGCGCGGAGCAACGAGGAGCCUGGAGGUGCCACCCAACGCCUGUGGGAGACUGUGGAGCGCUCGGAUGAGGAGAAUCUCAAAGAGGAGUGCAGUAGCACGGAGAGCACCCAGCAGGAGCACGAAGAUGCACCUAGUGCCAAGCUCCAGGGAGAGGUGCUGGCCCUGGAAGAGGAGCGGGCUCAGGUGCUGGGGCGAGUGGGGCAGCUGAAAGUCCGGGUGAAGGAGCUGGAGCAGCAGCUGCAGGAGUCGGCCCGAGAGGCUGAAAUGGAGCGGGCAUUGCUGCAGGGGGAGAGGGAAGCAGAGCGCGCGCUGCUGCAGAAGGAGCAGAAGGCGCUGGACCAGCUGCAGGAGAAGCUGGUGACCUUGGAGACGGGCAUCCAAAAGGAGAGGGACAAGGAGAGGGCGGAGCUGGCCGCGGGACGGAGGCACCUGGAGGCCCGCCAGGCGCUCUACGCCGAGCUCCAGACGCAGCUCGAUAACUGCCCCGAGUCAGUGCGGGAACAGUUACAGGAGCAGCUGAGAAGGGAGGCAGAAGCCCUGGAGACUGAGACAAAGCUCUUUGAAGACUUGGAGUUCCAGCAGCUGGAGCGGGAGAGCCGCGUGGAGGAGGAGCGCGAGCUGGCUGGCCAAGGGCUGCUCCGGAGCAAGGCCGAGCUGCUCCGGAGCAUCGCCAAGAGGAAGGAGCGCCUGGCGGUCCUGGACAGUCAGGCUGGGCAGAUCCGGUCCCAGGCUGUGCAAGAGUCAGAACGCCUAGCCCGGGAUAAGAGUGCUUCCCUGCAGCUGCUGCAAAAGGAGAAGGAGAAACUGGCUAUGUUGGAAAGAAGAUACCACUCUCUCACAGGGGGCAGGGCUUUCCCGAAGACCACGUCGACCCUCAAAGAGUACCUGACGCUUGAGCAGCUAAAGGCCAUGUGGGGCACCUCGCCUGUGCCCGCAGCACCUGCGCCAGGCCUGCCUCCCUGGGCCCCUGCCUCCCAGGACCUGGUUCCCACCACCUGCCUUCUUCCCGCGCUGCCCUCUUCCUCCUCCUUCGCUUCUAUCCCGCCUUCAGCCCAGAUGGAGAAGCUGCUGCUCCCCGCUGUAGACUUAGAGCAGUGGUACCAGGAGCUGAUGGCCGGGCUGGGGACCGGCCCCGCUGCAGCCUCCCCUCGUUCCUCCCCCCCGCCUCUGCCCGCCAAAGCUUCCCGUCAGCUGCAGGUUUACCGCUCCAAGAUGGAUGGUGAGGCCACUAGCCCCUUGCCCCGGACCCGCAGCGGCCCCCUCCCCUCUUCCUCUGGCUCUUCCUCCUCCUCCUCCCAGCUCAGCGUGGCUACCUUGGGCCGUAGCCCCUCCCCAAAGAGCACUCUACUCGCCCAGAAUGGCACAAGCAGCCUUCCUCGCAGCCUGGCAGCCACGCUGCAAGACAUUGAGACCAAGCGCCAGCUGGCCCUCCAGCAGAAGGGGCAGCAGGUGAUUGAGGAGCAGCGGCGGCGGUUGGCUGAGCUGAAGCAGAAGGCGGCGGCCGAGGCGCAGUGCCAGUGGGACGCCCUGCACGGGGCCGCGCCCUUCCCGGCCGGGCCCUUGGGCUUCCCGCAGCUCCUGCAUCACUCCAUCCUGCACCACCUGCCGGCGUCCAGGGAGCGAGGGGAGGAGGGCGAGCACGCCUACGACACGCUGAGCCUGGAGAGCUCAGACAGCAUGGAGACCAGCAUCUCUACGGGGGGCAACUCGGCCUGCUCCCCCGACACCAUGUCCAGUGCCAGCGGCCUGGAUGUGGGGAAGACGGAAGAAAUGGAGAAGAUGCUGAAAGAAGCCCAUGCGGAGAAGAGCCGGCUCAUGGAGUCGAGGGAGCGGGAGAUGGAACUGAGGCGGCAGGCCCUGGAGGAGGAGCGGAGGCGGCGGGAGCAGGUGGAACGGAGGCUGCAGGGCGAGAGCGCCCGGAGGCAUCAGCUCGUGGAGAAGGAGGUCAAGAUGCGGGAGAAGCAGUUCUCGCAGGCACGACCCCUGACCCGCUACCUGCCGAUCCGGAAGGAGGACUUUGACCUGAAGACCCACAUUGAGUCCUCAGGCCACGGUGUGGAUACCUGCAUGCAUGUGGUGCUCAGCAGCAAGGUCUGCCGUGGCUACUUGGUCAAGAUGGGUGGCAAGAUUAAAUCAUGGAAGAAGCGCUGGUUUGUCUUCGAUCGACUCAAGCGCACCCUUUCCUAUUAUGUGGACAAGCAUGAGACGAAGCUGAAAGGGGUCAUCUAUUUCCAGGCCAUCGAGGAAGUGUACUAUGACCACCUGCGCAGUGCAGCCAAGAAGAGGUUUCUCAGCUUCACUAUGGUGUCUGAGAGCCCAAACCCGGCCCUCACCUUCUGUGUGAAGACCCACGACCGGCUGUACUACAUGGUGGCCCCAUCCGCAGAGGCCAUGCGCAUCUGGAUGGAUGUCAUCGUCACCGGGGCGGAGGGCUACACCCAGUUCAUGAACUGACCGAAUGGGCCUCGUGGACCCUCAGGCCGGCCCAGGACCCAGGCCCAACUGCCUGCUGCUCCACUCGCCCCUGGAGACAGUCACGCCCUGGGCCUCAGGCCUCACACAAGUGCUCCCAGAGGCCCUGGAGGGCGGAGCACGACUGGGGUUUUGUACAAGAAGUGACUUUGUAAUGUUCUGUAAGGAGCUCGUCCUGUGAGUUUCUGAGCUCCAGCCCCCUAAAGAACCAGCCAGGAGAUAAAAGUUGGGGAGGGGGCUUUGCUGCCUCCUGGGAGCCCAGAACUUGCAAUAACCCUUCAGGGUCCUGCCCCAGGCCCAGCCAGGCUGAGGAGCUGUCACAGAGGGGCCCCUCCGCUCUGACCUGGCACCUGUGCUCCCCAGCCUAUGUUCUCUUUUGUAAAGGACUAAUUAUGGUACCAGAAGCUGCCAAAGAUCCCCUCUUGCCUCAGCCCCCUUUGCAGGGGCCUUGGGGGCUGAGCAGAGCCACAUUCAGAGUGGGGUAACAGCUCAGGCGGUGUACUUCUCAAACCCCGCUCUACCCCAUUGUUGUCCUGCGUUUAUAUUUUUUAUUACUUUGCUGAAGGGCCAGAGACCGGAAGUGUCAUCCUUGAGGUCCCAGCUCUAUCACCUUUUUACAGACCCAUCACCAUGGUCACCACAGUGAUGGCUUCAUCGCCAUGGUUACAUACUAAUUGCCGUGGCUCCGUGGCUCAGCCCACUGCUUCAGCGGUGGGCCUGUCUGCGGGUAUGUGCCAUCAUCUCUCCAGCCCAGGCCCUUGGGCAUCUCCUGCUGGGGGGAAGGGACUGAACACCUUCUCCCUGCCCCCUGCCUGCGUCUCCAGGCCCUGAUACACAGCCUGCUGGCUCCCCUGUCCAGCCCUCCCCCUUCCACUCGUGCCUUGCCUAGAGCCAGAAGGGGUGAAGCUGGGAACUAUAGACCAGAGGAGGAGCCAUUGGAUGGGAGAAGAAGCUAGAAAGCUGUCUUUGGGGUUCUGUUAUAGGGCUGAGUUUCUGACAGAGGGUUGUUCAGAUUCUCCCUGAUGGAAGUCCUGAGCAGGAGAGGAAGCAGCAGAGGGGGGUGCCCUGAGGUCUGGUUGCCCUCCCUGCAGCCUCAGAAGGGGGAUGAAAUGGAGAGCAGAGGACCAGGCCUCCAGCUGUCUGUGCUCAGCCCUUUCCGCCUUAACACUAAGCCCACCUUCCUGUCCCCUUUCCCAGCCCUGGGCCAUGGUUGCUGGGUCCAGGCUGGAUGUUUUUCAGUAUUUGUAAGCAUCUCAGCAGAACAAUAAAGCAUUUGGACUAUG